Molecule: messenger RNA, 2123 nt
Organism: Haliotis rufescens (red abalone)
Lineage: Eukaryota; Metazoa; Mollusca; Gastropoda; Lepetellida; Haliotidae
Product: sororin-B-like
Exons: 6
Coding region: 129-1247 (372 amino acids)
Source: RefSeq, a predicted model, not a curated record
ACUAGAUGGCAGCACCACGCACUUGCUCAUUGGUACGAUGUGAUUGGCUCGCCUUUGAACGGAAGCCCGCCAAGUUGGAUUACAGAAGAAGAUAGAAGAUCAACAAGGGAAACAUAAAUAUAUUCAGUAUGGCACCUAAACGCGGCCAAAGAAGAGUUCGAUCCGGUGACACAGUAAUGUUAUCAGAAAGUUCUAGUGGAAGUGAUUCCGAGAAAAAACAGAAGUGUACAGCGAACAACAGCAGCAGGAGGAGGAGAUCAGGACGACUGAAGAAAAAAGACUCUGAUUCUUGCACUUCGAUUGAUUCCGCCUAUGACGGCGAUGGGGAGACGACAAACAGCACCCUGGAGUCCAAUUCGUCCAGCGGCUCCGACCAGACUAUGUCCUCCCCCAGCAGUGACAUGUACGACUUUGACGAAGACGACAACCCACCAAGCCGAGGCAUCCUCUCACCCAAACAACCAAAGGUCAAGAAAAAAACAUCUAAACGAAAACAAACCUCCAACAAAAAGUCGAGCUCCACUAAACCCAGUAAACCGAGGAAGCAAUCCCCUAAAAUGGAAACUGUUUCAGUGACUCCUGUCGUAAGUAAAGGAACGUCAGAUGUCGAGAAUAAGCCAGUCAGGCGCCCCAAGGGCAUGAAGACGCCAGGAGUGUCGCCCAUACUAUCGGCAAGUCGCCUUGAUUCUAGUGUGAACAGUUCGGUAGAAAACAAAGGCAAAAGGAAGAUACCAGGUUCAACGCCAAAUGUCACGCCACAGAUAGGCUCAAAGAGCAAGAAUCCCAGAAUUGAUUCUAUAAAGAAUGACAGUGGUUGUUUUAUUUCCCCACCACCCUUGAAAGUCCCCCGACUCCUAGCCAAAGACACUUCAACACCCAGUAACACGAAGGACGAUAUUCGGGUUGGUGUCAAGGAUAAGUGUUUUGGUUUUGACUCCCUCGGUUCACCGGCGCAUGGGAUCUCGACGUCAGACUAUGGGUCGGCGGUGAUGGAUUUGUCCCAGAUCUCUAUGGACGACACGGCUCCUAGUGUGGAGAAAGACUUUGAGGUGACAAUGUUCUCGGAGCCGGAGAUGGAGCCAGAGCCAGAAAUGUCACUGAAUAAGAGCUUAUCAAUUGCCUAUAAACCCUCAAAGCAAAAGAGACCGAAGGGACGCUACUCUAUCAGCAAGGUUGAUGCUUGGGCAGAGAAGAUGAACCAGGAGUUUGAUGACGCAGAACAUUUUGAACUUAGCAUAGAGGGAUAAAACCUCUAGAGCACAGUGACAUUUGGGCACUGCUCUGUGUUAGGCAAGACUUCUUUUUUUUUUAUUCUGUUUGCCCUUAGAAAAUAAAGCGGAAAGGAAGAAGCUGUGCAUUUUCAUAUUGCAGUUACCUGGUUUUCUUCGAAAUAUUUAGACUACGAACAUCAAACUGCAGGAUAAUAUGUUUAACAGCAAGACAAGAUUUACUAACACUGCCCACAAUCUAUUCAGAUAACAAUACCUGUACAAGAAAAAUAAAAAUUAAAUGUCUUUUCUUUUUUUCCUCUGCCCCAUCUUCUGACCAGGGCCCAUUUGCACAAAGCGUUCUUAGCGCUAAGAUGAUCGUAACUCCCAUUCUUCAGCAUAGGCUUACAAUAGUCUUAGCGCUAAGAUAGCUUGUGCAAGUGGGCCCAGGAUUUUAACAUAAAAUAUCCACACAAAAAGAAACAAGGAGUCUGUCCUUGCCAUGUGGAUCCUGGAUACCAUGUGCAGUUUUCAAAACUAACUGGUGGGUGGAGUCUUUGAUGUUUAAUGCCAAUGUAUUUGAAUCCAGGGGCCCCAACACUGCACUGAUGUGUAUACUGUGUUGAGAAGAGCAGCAGCUUUCUAAGUCCUGUGUAACCCUAGCAACGUUUUCUGUGCCACUGUGAAGCCAUUUGUUCAUGUUAGAUUUAGAAUGCGACAAUAAAUUUGUUGGAGUAUGGAAGAAUGAUGUAAAAUAGUAUUUAUUCCAUCUGAUGAAUGUGUGCAUCAUUUUCAUGAUAACAUGUUGUCAAUCUUAUUAAAAUCAGAUCUUAGUUCUCGCUAUCGCUAAGCAAAGAUCUGAGGACGUUCCAUUACGGGUCACGUCAGAAUGACCUUUCAUCUGACCAAUCAAAG